This is a messenger RNA of Mugil cephalus (flathead mullet), 2811 nucleotides long. It is a transcript of the gene coasy, whose product is annotated as CoA synthase. Gene Ontology annotation, molecular function: pantetheine-phosphate adenylyltransferase activity; dephospho-CoA kinase activity; ATP binding. NCBI's taxonomy places the organism in Eukaryota, Metazoa, Chordata, Actinopteri, Mugiliformes, Mugilidae. The record is from RefSeq and is a predicted model, not a curated record. Bases 190 to 1863 code for a protein of 557 amino acids. The transcript is spliced from 10 exons. Gene Ontology annotation, biological process: coenzyme A biosynthetic process.
UCGUCCAAUCCUGUUCACGUGUGCGGCUGGUGCUGCGUACAGGAAAGGUUUACUUUACUUUGUAAAUAUGUGAACGGCUGCGCUUCUCUUCUGCUCCAUUCAUCGUUUCUUUACGUCGCUUUACAUUUUUCUGAACCCAGUGUACGCACCCUACACCUCUUCCAAGCCCCAGCGACAUCGACGGGUAACAUGUCCAUGUUCAGCACGGGCAUCCUUGUGCUGACGUCCCCCCUCCACACCCUCCCCUUGCGCAUCGCCCCGGUGCUCAGCUCGGCCUCCCAGCUCGUGGAGCGCACGCUGUAUGUCCACCUCCACCCCGGGCUGAACCUGGGAGGCGGGAGCCAGCCCCGGCCCGUUUUCAUCCCGCCCGCCGUCGACCUGUCCACGCUCAUCACCCGCCUUUACAGCAACGCCGCGGACGUGUGCGGCCACCUGGACGUCCGGGUCCUGCUCACCAACGUGUGCCCUCAGUCGGGGGCCUGCAGCGGGAACGCGGCUCCGAACGGCCCCUUUCCGACGCCGCAGCGCCUGACUCACUCCCCGGAGGUGGUGCUGACGGACUUUGCCCUGCAGGAACCGGGCCAGUCCCAUCAGGUCACGCAGUGUCUGCAGAAGUACGCCGGCCACUGCUACGUGUGCAGCCCCAGCCUGCAGCCGGUGCUGCUUCACCCGCAGCUGAAGCUGCAGGAGAAGCAGGACGAGCUGAGCGACCCCGAGGAAAAGGCGGAGUGCUUGGAGACCUACGGCGACGUGGUGGUGGGGGGGACGUUCGAUCGGCUCCACGGGGCCCACAAGACGCUGCUCAACAUCUCCUGCCUGCUGGCCAGUAGACGGUUCCUCAUUGGCGUGUGCGAUCAAGCAAUGCUCAAAAAGAAGGUGCUAAAGGAGCUGAUUGAGCCGUACUCUCUGCGGGUCCAGAAACUACAGGAGUUCCUACAAGACGUCAAACCUUCUCUGCAGGUGGAGAUCGUGCCUCUGGACGACCCCUUCGGCGUGUCCAUCACUGACCCCCUGCUGCAGUGCAUUGUGGUCAGCGAGGAGACUAGAAAAGGAGGCGAGGCCGUCAACAAGAAACGAGCUGAGAAUGGACUUCCAGUUCUUGUCCUCCAUGAGAUCCAGCUGCUGAAGGACGCCCACCACACUGAGACGGAGGAGGAGAAGAUCAGCUCCUCCAGUCUGCGCUCUCGACUGCUGGGCACCCUCCUCUCCCCACCUAAAGACACGUCCCACCUCCCUCCUCUCCCCUAUGUGAUCGGACUGACGGGAGGCAGCGGCAGCGGGAAGAGCUCCAUCGCCAGGCAGCUGGAGGCGCUCGGCGCCGUUCGGAUCGACUGCGACAAACUGGGUCAUGACGUGUACCAGCCGGACUCCGCCGCUCAUCACAAAGUGCUCCAGGAGUUUGGGUCAGAUCUCCUGAAUGAAGAUAAGACCAUCAACAGACGCGCAUUAGGAAGAAAAGUUUUUGGGAACCAGGAGCGACUAAAAGCUCUAACGGACAUCGUGUGGCCUGAGAUUGCACUUAUGGUGAAGAACAGAAUCAGCCAAGCCAGAGAGGAAGGAAAACAGGUUUGUGUGGUGGAUGCGGCCGUUCUCCUGGAGGCCGGCUGGACAGACCUGGUCCACGAGGUCUGGGUCACCGUCAUCCCUGAGGAGGAGGCAGUGUCGAGAAUAACAGAGCGGGACGGAGUCACAACGGAGGACGCCCUGCGCCGGCUGCAGAGUCAGUGGUCCAGCUCCAAGCAAGUGGAGCACGCUAACGUGGUGCUCAGCACGCUGUGGGAGCCGGAGGUCACUCGGAAACAGGUAUUGAAAGCUUGGAAUCUCCUUCAAAAGAGAAUCCAACAGAGGCCAGAAGGACAGUAGUCGCCGCGUCGAACCGGCCGAGCGCACAGAACCAGGAAACGUCGGCCGCGCGGACGUCGUGCGCACAAGUGACUGAUCUACGUUAAGCCUUAGAACGAAGUGACGCCAAGCUCCCUCACUUCUUUGACCAGUGCCUGACUGACUUUCCACAGGUUUUUAAAGUCUAGUUUUGUUUUCAGAGAUGUUUAGUUGAAAGACGAAUGGAGGGCGGAAAACACUUCUCGAUCUAGAAUUCCUCCCUGGGAUUAAUAAAGCGUUGUCUUUAACCGAGAGCUGUAGGUCUGGCAAAAGACGAACAGCAAUUCAAGACGAUAUUAACACUCUAAUCCCUCUCAGCAAAAAGUUCUGUCUCCUUUCCGUGUCUUCUACUUAUAAAUGAUAUAAGCGUUUCCUCGAGACGCAACUCUGUCAUUAAAUCAUAGAUUUAAAUAAUUUUAGACGUGGGUUUUUCAGGAUUUGGAGAAUAUAUGAACUAAUGAGUAUAAAUACUAAAUAAAGGGCAUUGUAGUGCAGGAAUAUGUGCAAUAGAUAAUAGUUUGAUGAGGGUACUGUAAAAAAUAUAUCAGUAAGAGGUAAAUCAAGGUAUUUGAGUGAAUUAUGGGAAAUGUUAUAGUGCGGCAGUUUAGUGAAUCUGACUAGUAGGCAAAAAAAAAAAAAUCUAUUGGUUUUGAAAUGAACAUUUUAUAAGUGCAAAAAAAAAAAAAAAAAGAAUAUUUGAAUAUUGGUUUUUGGACAUAUUUGGUAAAAGCCUGCUGGGUAUUGAGGAGAGUAAACCCAAAGUCAUGGGGUUAUAAGUCAAUGUUCUGACAGGAAGGACGACAUCCCGUCUGUUGUUUUAGCUCCACCAACAUCAUCAUAAGUCAGUUACUGGUGUCUUUUAAUUCACUUGCAUGUGGACGUCUUUAUAUAUAUAUAUAUUGGCAAUUAAAUUAAAAGACUUAAACCGAC